UGUACACAAUUUAAUCUAGAAGCAUCAAGAGAAAGGAAAGGAAUGUUGGAAUGUUGUAGGCAAUAUUAUGAAAUCAAUUUCGCCUCGCAGGAUCUUCGAAACAUAAAUUUAAACAGACCGGCAGCAACUAAUAAAAGUAUUUCUACGUCCUUCGAAACUGUGUCCAUAGCAUGAAAAUGGAGACUGCUGAGUUUAUCAGGGGUAAAACCAUUCUCCUCGUUGGCGCGACGGGCUUUCUGGGCAAAGUUUUUCUAGAGAAAAUCCUGCGAGUGCAACCAGAUGUGAGAUGUAUUUUUACACUCAUAAGGUCUACAAAUGUGGAGUCCGCUCAAGCCAAACUCCAAAGCCAGGUUAUAUCAAAACAGUUGUUUGGGCUUCUUCAAGGGCGUUACAAGGAAAGCUAUGAAGAAUUCAUGGCAAGAAAGAUUGUUCCUGUUGUUGGAGACGUGGCACUUGACGAUCUCGGUAUCGAGGAAAGUUUAAGGGACGAACUCUGUGCAAUAAUCGAUAUUGUUGUCAAUUCUGCUGCCACCACGGACUUUAAUGAGAGGUACGAUAUUGCCAUGAAAGUGAAUGCAUUGGGAUGUAAGAAUGUUACCAACUUUUGUAAACGUUGCUGCAACCUUCAACUUCUGUGCCACAUUUCUACAGCUUAUGUCAAUGUUGGCAGCGUGGGCAUGGUGAGAGAAGAAGUCGUAAGGAUGGGAGAAAGGGUUUCGUACAGCGGUGGAGAAAUAUCAGUCCCUGAGAUAGAGUCCGAAUGCAAUUUAAUAGACAAGACCAUGGAAGAGUUCAAGAUUGUUUUAGGUGAAGCAUGGUCAUACGAAAAGGAGUCCAAAUAUAUGAAGGAAUUUGGGGCACAAAGGGCGAUGAACUUUGGUUGGCCAAAUGCAUAUGUUUUCACAAAAGCAGUUGGAGAGUUGAUGGUGGAUUAUUUGAGGGAAGAUAUACCAACUGUUAUCAUUCGUCCAAUAAUAAUCGAGUGUAGCCUAAAAGAGCCAUUUCCGGGAUGGAUCGAAGGUAACAGGAUGAUUGACCCUGUGGUGAUUGGAUAUGGAAAGGGGCGAAUCUCAUUCUUCCUGGCUGAUCCCCACCUAGUUGUGGAUGUAAUUCCAGUGGACAUAGUAGUUAAUUGCAUGAUAACAUCAAUAGUGAGGAACGCUUCACAGCAACGUCUAUGUGUCUAUCAUGUAGCUUCCUCAAAUGUUAACCCAUUAAAAUACAGUGUGAUUGUUGAUGCUAUUUAUGACUACUUUUCAGCACAUCCAUGCACAAUAUCUAAGAAUGGGAGGAUCGUGAGAGUGAAGAAAUUACGGUCUCUACAAAGCAUGGCCACCUUCAAAUUAUAUAUGACUCUCUAUUACCGAAUCCCUCUCCUGAUACUCUACAUUGUGGAUAAGCUUCUGUUGGGCUACUUUAGGCUGGAGCCGCUCUACACUCUUUUGCUUGAGAAGUACAAAUUUGCAUUGAAGCUCGCUCAAAUCUACGAACCCUUUCUUUUCUUCAAGGGAGCGUUUGACAUCUCACAUAUGGAAGAUCUGUGGAACGAAAUGUCAGAGAGAGAUCAGGAGAAUUUCAAGUUUGAUAUUAAGAGCAUAGACUGGAAACACUAUUUCAUCAACUGUCAUAUUCCUGGACUUGCAAAAUAUGUUAUGAGAGGAUGAAAAUAUGACUUUUCCUUUCUAUUAAUAUGCUAAUAUGCUAUGGCAUCUUAAUAAAUACAAUAUUUUAAUAAGUUGUAAUGUUAAGAUAUUUAAUGUUUAUUAUGUAUAAGUUAAAU
This is a messenger RNA of Cryptomeria japonica (Japanese cedar), 1780 nucleotides long. RefSeq names its product fatty acyl-CoA reductase 3. The transcript is spliced from 10 exons. Gene Ontology annotation, molecular function: alcohol-forming very long-chain fatty acyl-CoA reductase (NADP+) activity. Gene Ontology annotation, cellular component: intracellular membrane-bounded organelle. The record is from RefSeq and is a predicted model, not a curated record. Gene Ontology annotation, biological process: suberin biosynthetic process; long-chain fatty-acyl-CoA metabolic process. Bases 171 to 1664 code for a protein of 497 amino acids. NCBI's taxonomy places the organism in Eukaryota, Viridiplantae, Streptophyta, Pinopsida, Cupressales, Cupressaceae.